AUGCAACCACCAUCCCAGGUUAACCCUUCAGGGCGCCCAGACACCCUCCGGCUCAGACAUGCUGCCGCUGCAGCCAAAGUAGACUCGGAUGCCCCGGUGGCCACAAACAAAUUAGAUCGUCAAGUUCAGGAGGAGACCCAGGGCCGAUUCCACCUCCUUGGGGACCCCAGGAACAACAACUGUUCCCUGGAGAUCAGAGACGCCAGGAAGAGCGACAGCGGUUCCUACUCUUUUCGUGUAGAAAAAGGAACUAUCAAAUGGAGUUACACGCCUGAACAGUUCGUCUUGAAUGUGACAGCCCUCACCCACCAGCCCCACGUCCUCAGCCUGGGGGCCCUGGAGCCCGGCCGCCCCGGUAACCUGACCUGCUCCGUGCCCUGGGCCUGUGAGCGGGCCACGCCCCCCAUCUUCUCCUGGACAUCAGCUGCCCCCAGCUCCCUGGGCCCCAGGACCCCCUUCUCGUCGGUGCUCACCCUCACCCCACGGCCCCAGGACCACGGCACCAGGCUCACCUGCCAAGUGAAGUUCCCCGGAAGUGGGGCGAUGGUGGAGUGGACCAUCCUGCUCAAUGUCACCGGUGAGUGA
Messenger RNA from Odocoileus virginianus texanus, 585 nucleotides. Lineage: Eukaryota; Metazoa; Chordata; Mammalia; Artiodactyla; Cervidae. The record is from RefSeq and is a predicted model, not a curated record.